Messenger RNA from Pestalotiopsis fici W106-1, 2418 nucleotides. RefSeq lists its product as uncharacterized. Gene Ontology annotation, biological process: peptidyl-serine phosphorylation; peptidyl-threonine phosphorylation. The coding region runs from base 1 to 2418 and encodes 805 amino acids. The transcript is spliced from 4 exons. Gene Ontology annotation, molecular function: ATP binding; protein serine/threonine kinase activity. Lineage: Eukaryota; Fungi; Ascomycota; Sordariomycetes; Amphisphaeriales; Sporocadaceae. The record is from RefSeq and is a predicted model, not a curated record.
AUGCAACCCCACAAUGACAACGACGGAGAGGUCCGAAGCCAUUGGAAUGACCAUUUCUCCGAGUACGUCGAAAAGAACUGGAAGAAAGGAACCGACAUCGACCAAAAGUCCUCGGAGUACGCCUCAAAAGACACACUCACCAGAUACUGGACAGAGAUAACAGUCUCCCGUGAACUGGACAGGGGCUCCCCACCUAUACCCAUUGCCGCCGAAUUGAUUCUGGAGCACUAUCUCCGGGUUUGGUCCACCUUGGUUUAUAUUGGAUACCCUCAUUUCAUCACUUGGUUCCGUCGACAUGACCGCGACGACGAGUUCUUCUAUUCGAGCGGCUUUACGGAGGGCUUGUAUCACGGCCACGACCCACAGAGACAGGCCAUGCUUAAGAAGUUUGGUCAACACUGGUGUAAAUUUUGGCCGGUCCGAUUUACAUCACACGUGAUUCACAAGAGGAAUCUUGACUCUGAAAGAGUGCUACCAGUGACUUGUUGGCGCCGACUCAGUCAAUCAGAGUCCACGUCUAGGACUACGAUCUACGAAGUUGAUUUGGAUCCCGAGUGCUGCGAAGUCAGCAAUAAAAAGGUCGUCUUCAAGAUCUACAAUACCAAGACAGACCCUGCGGCAAGCCUGGCUUUCACAAAGGAGGCUGACAUCUUCGAAACACUUGGUCGAAGUUGCGAGGGCGUCAUUGUCCAGUACCUAGGAUCAUUCAUUCAGCAUGAAAAAAGCGUCAUUGUUUUGGAACAUGCCAACGGCGGUAACCUCUGGGACUUCUUUAAAACCCAUCGCGUACCCAGGAACAAUCAAGAGCUCAUCUAUCUUUGGACGAAGUUGUUCAAGUUGGUAGAAGCAAUCAACCACCUUCACCAUCCCGGAAGAGCCACGGUUGGCAUCACCCAUAGAGACCUCAAAUUUGAAAAUAUCUUAUUCUUCAAAAAUGGCUCAGCAGACGAUUACGAGUUUGAGUUCAAGCUCACGGAUUUCGAUACCAGCACCUCUCUUCAGAACACUCAGAACGGAUUCAACCAUCAAGACAACGAUGGCAGCAGGACACGCAGUGCGCCUGAGGCAUCACGUAUCCUGGAUCACACCGAGCCCAAGUCAGAGAUGACUCCUUUGACUUCCGACAUAUGGCAACUUGGCACUGUUUUCAGCGAGGCCCUUAUAUGUAUCCUUUGGGACCAUAGGUCAUUGAGCGCAUACGAAAAGAAGAGACGGGAAGAGACAAGUUCCUUUCGAAAUCUUGAAAACAGCGGACUAGAAAUUUGUUUUCACGAUGGCGAAAAAAGGCUUGCAUGCAUACAGGAAUUCCACCAGGAAGCGCUUGACGGACGGAAAGCGUUUGAUAGGAUCUCGGAGCCGCUGGUAGCUCUGAUUGAAGAUCAUAUGCUAGUGCCGCACGACGCUCGCCUAGGCCCAAAGAUGCUGUCCGUCAAAUUCGCCCAAUUGCUGGACCGAAUUCGAAGAGAUUCUGUCGCAUUGCCACAAAGACCGCAAAAACAAUUGGAUCAUGCGCAGACAGAACCAGGUGCAAUUCCUGGGGUUCGAGACCUUCUGACAGGGCGAGGGAAUACAUCUCCGCGAGAGAUCAAAGGCUCUCCAUCUUCGCCUACCAUCAAGACUUUCGACACAGUUGUGGAUCAGGCCGAUGGCGUACUCCAAGAAGAGCUCGAGAUCACCAGUGUAUUACGGGAAGAACCUUUGUCCCUCGACGACGAGGGCUUGACGGCAAAACCAGACCAGAACCUCCCUCGAGAGAGGGAGUCGCACACAUUCAAGUUCCCCGUGGUGACUGCCAAUGAUGUCGAGCUUUGGAGGAUGAACAAGAAGCAAAGCGCCGACCCUCCACAAGGAGUCGUCGAGAUUAUUGAUCAGCUCCAAGGCCGCGAUCAAGUCUUCGUCAUUGAUGACGCAGAACCGAUGAAGGCUCAUCUAUCCGACAUCAUACACAUGGCGGGGGCCAUGAUCAGUCUGGCCAAAAAGGCCGACCCCAAUGGAGUCGAAUUGAUUUUCACAUCAGCUCCAGAUGACGUCAAAAAGAAAAGCAGAUUUAGCUUUCAAAGCGAAACACGCCAUCUUGUUGAUCGCAUCAAUGCCAGAUUCCGAAACAAAACGCUUCCCAAAAACACCCACAUGGAAGACAGGCUCGGCACUGUCCUGGAGCGUAUUGCGCGAAAUGAGAAGCAGACAAGCGUGUACGUGCUGACGGAUGGAGUGUGGCAAGAAUCCGAUGAGCCUGGCGGCGGUGUAGAAAAUCCGAUCAAAAACUUGAUUUCAUCUUUGAACGACGGGAAGCGAAACCGAACAGCUGUUACCAUCCAGUUCAUCCAAUUCGGCAAUGACGCAGAGGGACGCAAACGAUUGGAAUGGCUCGAUGACGAAUUACCAAACUCGGGCGAGAAUUACUUGCGCAACUUGUAA